This is a messenger RNA of Hipposideros armiger (great roundleaf bat), 2208 nucleotides long. RefSeq names its product CD200 molecule (gene CD200). Bases 209 to 1030 code for a protein of 273 amino acids. The record is from RefSeq and is a predicted model, not a curated record. Gene Ontology annotation, molecular function: cell-cell adhesion mediator activity. Gene Ontology annotation, biological process: heterotypic cell-cell adhesion; negative regulation of macrophage activation; negative regulation of neuroinflammatory response. Lineage: Eukaryota; Metazoa; Chordata; Mammalia; Chiroptera; Hipposideridae. Gene Ontology annotation, cellular component: cell surface; neuronal cell body; axon. The transcript is spliced from 7 exons.
UUGGUUCCUUUGCGCGUGUGUCGAUGGGAAGGACUAGAGGGGGUGGAGGCGUAAUGCGCAGGGCCGAAAGGAGGUGGGCAACAUUGCUCCGAGCUGGUGUCGGGCCCGGCUCACUCGACCGAGCUCCACAAGGUGCACAGCCUGGUGCUGCGUGAGACCCCUGGGCUUUCCAGCUGAAGCCGGCCACUCCGCGCGGACAGGACCGAGGAUGGAGAGGCUGGUGUUCGGGAGGUUCUUCUGUCAUCUCUCUACCUACAGACUGAUUUGGUUCUUGGCUGCAGUGACGCUAUGCAGGGCGCAAGUGGUGACCCAAGAUGAAAAAAAGCUGCUGAACACACCUGCUUCCUUACGAUGCUCUCUGGAAACUUCCCAGGAAGUCUUGGUUGUGACAUGGCAGAAAAUCAAGGCUGCAAGCCCAGAAAACAUGGUGACCUUCAGCAAGACCCAUGGGGUUGUGGUCCAGGCUGCCUAUAAGGACAAGAUCAACAUCACUGAGCUGGGACUCCAGAACUCAACCAUUACCUUCUGGAACACCACCCUGGAGGAUGAGGGGUGUUAUAAGUGCCUCUUCAAUACCUUUGGUUCCGGGAAGGUCUCAGGAAUAGCCUGCCUCACUCUCUUUGUACAGCCCACAGUAUUCCUCCACUAUAAAUUCUUUGAAGACCACCUAAAUAUCACUUGCUCUGCCAACGCCCGCCCAGCACCUGCGAUCUCCUGGAAGGUUUCUGGAUCAGGAAUGGACAACAGUACAGAGAUUCUCUCACACCCCAAUGGGACCACAUCUGUCAUCAGUGUCCUCCAUGUCAAAGACCCCAAGAGUCAGGUGGGAAAGGAGGUGAUCUGCCAGGUGCUGCACCUGGGGACUGUGACCAACUUCAGGCAAACUGUGAACAAAGGCCUCAUGGAUACAAGAGGCGUUUGGUUUUCAGUCCCACUAUUGUUAAGUAUUGUUUCCCUGGUGAUUCUUCUGAUCUUAAUCUCAAUCUUACUGUACUGGAAACGUCAUCGGACCCAAGACCGAGAGCCCUAGAAGAGUCAUAGAACCCUGAAAGUUAUUUUAUGGUCUACUUGAAUCUGAUGCAGGAGGAAAGCAGGAGAAAAAGGGCCAUUCUCCAAGGGACCUGAAAGAGCAAAAGAGGUGGGAGUACAAGGCCUAAAAAUUUCAAGACUUUCUACUGCCAUCAAAGUUACCCAGUGCUUGUGUAAGUUCCAAGAGGAAAUUAUUUUACCUCUCAGGCGUGUUGUAGGACUUCAUUUUGUAAAAAAAUGCAGUGUUGUGCUGUUGAAAGGGUACCAGACUUAGAAUCAGGAACCACAGCUUAGAGACUGACUUUGGCUGAGACUGGCGGCAACCCUGUGUUAAUCAGUGAGCGUCCAUGUUUGCAUUCAGAAAAAUUAACGAGUUGGACCAGAUAAUUUGCCAUUCUGCUCUAAAAACUGAUGUAAUUCCAGGAAAAAGGGAAUAGACAAAGGGAAAAGUCGUGAAAAGGAGAACGAAGAAGCCGGGAAGGUUAAGGACCAAAGAACUUUUCGGAGAUUACCUUUGCUUUUCUGUGGAUAUUUCAUCUCUUCUUCCCUAUUGUUCUUAGGUCCAUGCGUCUGUUUCCUCAUUACUUGGUAUCUAGUCCACUCCCCGCUUGCUGCUUUGCUGAUAGCUGGUCUCUUUAGAACCCUGGGUUUCACUGCUAUUCUUCAUGUAUUUCUGUGACAUUUACCACAGUGAAAAUGGGACUGAAUUCAUUGUGAAAUAACAUUGGCCACCUUAACUUUAUUUACUUAUUUUUAUAGCAGAAUAAGUGUUGCUAGUCUUAGACAGCAGCUCACAUUUUUUGAAAAGCAUGCAUUAUUUGUCUAUUUGUUGCAUAAUAUGACCUGGCUCUAUUUUAGUCAUUCUGAAUUCAGACUAGUAUAAUGAAAAUAUGUUGUGAAAACAGGUAUUUAGGAGGUUUCCUAAAUAGAAGUCAGCCAGCUCAUAUGCUUUGUCUCUCUCCUGGCUUCUUUCCCCAUGAGUUCACUUUUCGCAGCAGCAGAGGAAGCAUGUAUGGGUAUACAGUUCCCUUUGUUCUAAAUAUAUUGUUUUAACUAGUGGAACAAUUUUUGAACUCUUAAAUAAGCAUAAGACCAAAUUAGUGACUUUAUUGGUAUUGUUUGCUUUCUUGUCUCUAUCUGGUGACUUAGGAAUUAAAACAUGUUGUUUUCAUUGUUUAA